AUGGCAGGGACUUUAUUUGAAGAUGUAUCUGAGGACGAAAGAGGCAAUGAAAGGGAGUUUAUGGAAGUUGAAAGCGAGGAGACAAUUGUAAAGCAUGGAAUUUCAGAUACCUUGUGCUCUGAUGAAAUAACAGCUGCUAGUGAGGAACCCAAACCUGCAUUUCGAGCUCCUAUAAAUGAUACUGAGGAUCUAUUUUUUGAUUCUCAAACAAACAACUCCAAAGAUGAACUUGCGGAUGAGACCCCUAGUAGCCCUUUAGAAGUUUUGGCACCAUCCGUACUUGCAAUGAACUUGAAGCUUGACACUGCUCCUCUUGAUGACAUUUCCUCUGACUAUGAGGACAAUGACAAAGAGAACAUUGAUCCACAACCACAUGAGUUGUCUCCAACAACCAAUGGCGACCCUGUUAAAGCAUUUGUUGAUGAAGAGGCUGAAGAAGAAGAUGACAGUGACCAUGACUUAGAUCGCUUCCAGGAUGAUGACAAUGAAGUUGAUGAAGAUGCAGAAGAUAUAGAAGAACUUAGAGAUAUGAUAGCAACUGGAUAUGAAGAAAAACAAAGUGAUAUUGAUAGGCGAAUGGAACUCCAUCAGAAGCUGCUUGACCAACAGGAUGCUGCUAAAACAGCGCACCUAUUACGAAAAUGGGGUCCAAAGCAGAGAGAAACAGCCUUGCUUGAUGAUGAAGGAUUUGAGGAAGAGGAAGAGGAUGAAGAGGAUUUUUCUGAAAAUGAGGAAGAUUCACGUCCAGUAAACUUGCGCAUGCAUAUAAAAAAGAUAAAGGAAAUGAUACCACAAAUGUUCACCGAUAAGGAUGACACAUACAUAUCAUCUGAUGAUGAAGAAGCAAAAAAAAAACUUGUUGAACAAUCCCUGUCUGACAAAGCUAAUCAGAAGGCUGGGCUCCUGCCUCCAACAAAGGAUGCAAGAUCGAAAGAACUCUUUGGUUAUAUAAAGGUCAACAAUAUGCCUGAAACCAGAAAAAAAGCCAAAACAUCACCCUUUUCUAACAUGCUGUUCAUGGGGAAAAAAGGGAAUGAGUCCUCAAAGUCAUCUUUCAUUGGUCGGGGGUCAAAUUGUUUUAUACCAUCAUCCACCAAGCAAGGAUCAGGUAUCAUACGUUCAUUCGUAUUUGAACGUGAAGACAAUAAUAGCAAAAGCACAACCACAAUGGCUGAAAGUUCUGAAGUGAAUCAAAUGGAGAAUCGACCAAAGAAAAAUGGUGCAUCAGCCAAGUUCAGCAAUUCACAUAUCAGAUCAAGUACUCAACGAAGAAAAGAAGAGAUGGAAACAAGUUCAGGAGCUCAAUUAUUGGAAAUAUUGAGGCAGUCCUCUUCACUGCAAACAAGUGAGUGCAGUGGUAGUAAGAGAAGUAUUGUUGGCCACACCGAAUCCUUAUAUGCUGCAUUCAAGCUGGAAAAGAAAUCAGUAGGAACUAAAAGGCCGAAUGUAUCUGUAAAGAUUCUCUAGAUUAUUUAGCACUCAACAAUUUUAUAUCAA
Molecule: messenger RNA, 1497 nt
Organism: Hibiscus syriacus
Lineage: Eukaryota; Viridiplantae; Streptophyta; Magnoliopsida; Malvales; Malvaceae
Product: DNA ligase 1-like
Exons: 8
Coding region: 1-1467 (488 amino acids)
Source: RefSeq, a predicted model, not a curated record